AUGGAUGCAGAGAGCUCAUACCACGGCUCAAUACAUGUGAGACGGCUUGUCCCCAGAGAACGUGCUGAUGGAGAGGCAAGGAUCAUACGCCAAUACUUUGCUGCCAAUCUUAUUUACACCCCUGAAAAGUUUCGUGAAAGGUUCCAUAUGAAGCGUCACGUGUUCAUCCGCAUUCUUAAUGCAGUUCAGUAUGUGGACAGCUACUUCCAGCAACGCGAGGAUUGUAUUAGGCUUUUAGGAUUGAGUGCUUUGCAGAAGGUGGUAGCCGCAAUGAGCAUACUGGCGUAUGAUUUUCCGUUAGAUGCCAUUGAUGAUUAUGUGCAAAUUGGCACGUCAACCGCUCGUGAGGCUCUUAACCAUUUCUACAGUGCUGUUAUAGAUGCCUUUGGGGAGGAAUACCUGCGUUCUCCAACCCCUGUCGAUGUGGCUCGUCUACUGCAAGAGGGUGAGAGACGAGGUUUCCCAGAUGGUAUAUACCCUGAUUGGCCAGCAUUUAUCAAGAGUGUUCACCAUCCUAUGGAGAGGAAGACACAACGUUUUGCUGCUGUGCAAAAGGGUGCGCGCAAGGAUAUUGAGAGAGCUUUUGGAGUUCUUCAAGCUAGGUGGGCAGUAAUCUGUGGGCCGGCUUAUGGAUGGGACAGGGAGCAGCUUUCUGAUAUUAUGACCGCUUGUAUUAUCAUGCAUAACAUGAUUGUCGAGGAUGAGAAGUCUGAUGCCAUCAAUACCAACUUCGACAACAUUGGCAGACAAGUCAAUCCUUCAGGUGGAAAUGUAGUGGAACGGGAAGCAUUUGUAGCAGCACAUCACAAGUUGCGUGACCAAGCUCUCCAUAUCCAACUUCAGAAGGAUCUCAUCGAGCACAACUGGAUGCGAUAUGGUUCAACCUAG
Panicum virgatum (switchgrass) is the source of this 888-nucleotide messenger RNA. RefSeq lists its product as uncharacterized. The coding region runs from base 1 to 888 and encodes 295 amino acids. Lineage: Eukaryota; Viridiplantae; Streptophyta; Magnoliopsida; Poales; Poaceae. The transcript has 3 exons. The record is from RefSeq and is a predicted model, not a curated record.